AUGGCAGAUAGGGAGCAAGCAAGACCCUUAGCUCCAGCAAUAGAGCGUCCAAGUAGUGAAGAAGAUGACACCACUCCGCACCCCAGAAAACAAGCUCACAAGAAACUCAUCAAACGAUGUGCAUGCCCGCUAGUCUUUCUACUUCUCCUAGCAAUAGUAAUCAUAGUUUUGAUCUUCACGGUAUUUCGAGUCAAGGACCCUGUGAUCACCAUGAACGAUGUCAAAAUCACAAAGCUCGAACUUUCCAACACCAUGACACCUCGACUUGGGGCCAACCUGUCCUUAGUUGCGGAUGUGUCAGUGAAAAACCCCAACGUUGCAUCAUUUAGGUAUAGCAACACCACCACGUGUUUGUACUACCGUGGUGUCAUGGUGGGGGAGGCAAGAGGACCACCUGGGAGGGCCAAGGCUAGAAGAACAAUAAGGAUGAAUGUAACAAUUGAUGUUAUCACGGAUCGAGUCGUUUCUAACCCGGAUUUUAGAACGGAUUUUGGUUCAGGGUUGUUGACUAUGAGUAGUUUCUCUAGAGUUCCGGGGCAGGUGAAGAUCUUGAACUUGUUUAAGAGACAUGUUGUUGUGAAAAUGAACUGCAGCACCACUUUUAAUAUUUCAACACAGGCUAUUAAGGAGCAGAGUUGUAUGCGGAAGGUCACACUUUAG
Messenger RNA from Sphenostylis stenocarpa, 660 nucleotides. Lineage: Eukaryota; Viridiplantae; Streptophyta; Magnoliopsida; Fabales; Fabaceae. The record is from the annotation of a GenBank genome assembly.